Cryptomeria japonica (Japanese cedar) is the source of this 987-nucleotide messenger RNA. Its product is annotated as putative leucine-rich repeat receptor-like serine/threonine-protein kinase At2g24130. Bases 1 to 987 code for a protein of 328 amino acids. The transcript has a single exon. The record is from RefSeq and is a predicted model, not a curated record. NCBI's taxonomy places the organism in Eukaryota, Viridiplantae, Streptophyta, Pinopsida, Cupressales, Cupressaceae. Gene Ontology annotation, biological process: protein phosphorylation. Gene Ontology annotation, molecular function: protein binding; protein tyrosine kinase activity; ATP binding.
AUGGUUAUGGUUUUAGCUAUAGAUUUAUCUCAUAACCAUUUCUCUAGUGGCAUUCCAAGCGCUCUAGCAAGCUGCACGGCUUUAGAAUAUUUAAAUAUUUCUUGGAGUGUAUUUGAAAGCCCGAUUCCAGCGUCUCUGGCAACACUUAAAAAUCUUCAAGACAUGGACUUUUCCUUCAACAAUUUGUCAGGUACAAUACCAGUGGCUUUGCAAGACAUGAAAAUGCUUCACCAUCUAAAUCUAUCUUCAAACAGGUUAACUGGAGAGGUUCCAAAGGGAGGGGGUUUCUCAGAUCUGGGCAACUCGGCAGUUGCAGGAAAUCCUGGUCUCUAUGGUACAUGGAUAAAUUUACCACCGUGCCCUAAUUUCAAGUCCAAGCACAAAGGGUUAUCAGUCUCCCAUAAGGUAACAAUUGCUGUUCUCAUCAGCAUUGUAAUAUUAAUCCUGUGCUUUCUCUCACUUGCAUUUUCCUAUAAAUGGAGAUUUAAGAGGCAGAGCAUCUCUACUGAUAAUGUAGAAGACAGUGUCUCUAGUGAAACUGACAGUGGAGAUCAGAGUACCCUUGAUCUCCAUGUAGAACCCACAAGGAUUUCAUAUGAACAACUUGUGAGUGCAACUCUGCUGGGGAGGGGUCGCUUCGGAUCAGUCUAUAAAGGAACUCUGUAUAAUGGGACACAUAUUGCUGUCAAAGUUCUUAAUUUCCAAGAUAAAAAUGCCCAUAAAAGUUUUAUUACAGAAUGCAAUGCACUGAAAAGAGUUCGACACCGCAAUGUGAUAAAAUUCAUAACAGCCUGUUCCAACCCUGUUCUUAAAGCUUUGCUUCUUCCAUUUAUGUCAAAUGGAAGUUUAGAUAGGUGGCUGCAUCCAGAUGGAGGAGAUGAAUGUAAACUAGACUUAAAUGAUAGAUUAACAAUAGCACUAGGAAUAGCCCAGGGGAUGGAGUAUCUGCAUCAUUAUUGUUUUGUGCAAGUGAUACAUGUGACCUGA